AUGUCAAUGCUAAGAAGCUUUAGCACGAGGACAAGAAGCCGUCGUGGAGGCUACGAGCGAGUGAGUGAUGAUUCUACUUUCAGUUUACUCGGAGCAAAGCUAAGAAGAUCGACGAGUGUUCCUUACUACGCACCAUCGAUAAAGCUUGGUGCUGGUGGUGUUCCGACCAUUCUCGAGGAGCUUCCACGUCAGAAAUCCAAGAAAGUCAAACCACCAACCAAAUUCAGCCACCCGAUCUUUAGCUUUUUAUACGGAAAGAAGAAGAAGUCGACGACGACGAAGCCUGAGUUUUCUAGGUAUCUUGAGUAUUUGAAGGAAGGUGGCAUGUGGGAUGCGAGAACUAAUACCCCUGUUAUUUACUACAAGUAG
Microthlaspi erraticum is the source of this 369-nucleotide messenger RNA. The record is from the annotation of a GenBank genome assembly. Lineage: Eukaryota; Viridiplantae; Streptophyta; Magnoliopsida; Brassicales; Brassicaceae.